This is a messenger RNA of Danio aesculapii, 5167 nucleotides long. It is a transcript of the gene comp, whose product is annotated as cartilage oligomeric matrix protein. The coding region runs from base 31 to 2280 and encodes 749 amino acids. Gene Ontology annotation, cellular component: extracellular region. NCBI's taxonomy places the organism in Eukaryota, Metazoa, Chordata, Actinopteri, Cypriniformes, Danionidae. The transcript is spliced from 19 exons. Gene Ontology annotation, molecular function: calcium ion binding. The record is from RefSeq and is a predicted model, not a curated record. Gene Ontology annotation, biological process: cell adhesion.
CACAUCUGUUGCCCUGCUCAGACGCUGAACAUGCUGUGGAGUCUCUGCUUGAGCUGUUACUUCUAUCUGCACAGCACUCUGGUUUCAUCUCAAGGAAUAUCUAGAGAUGGAGAGAUUAUCAAACAGAUUAAAGGCACAAACCAGGAGCUUGCGGAAAUCAAAGAACUACUGAAGCAACAGAUACAGGAAAUAGUUUUCCUGAAGAACACGGUUAUGGAGUGUGAAGCCUGUGGCAUGAGACCAGCAGAUCUACAGCCUUCAUGUGAUCCCAACCCUUGCCACUCUGGUGUGGAAUGCAUUGUUACACCCAACGGCAUCAAGUGUGGGGCAUGCCCAGCAGGCAUGACCGGAGAUGGAACUCACUGUGAAGAUGUUGAUGAGUGUACUGUAAUCCCAUGUCACAUGGGGGUGAGAUGCAUUAACACAUCACCUGGGUUUCGCUGUGGCCCCUGUCCGGCUGGGUACAUGGGUCAACAGGUGCAGGGGGUUGGAAUCGCCUAUGCAUCUGCCAAUAAACAGGUCUGCACAGACAUUAACGAGUGUGCCAAUUCAAAUGGAGGCUGCGUGGAGAACUCCAACUGCAUCAACACACCGGGUUCUUUUCGCUGUGGCCGCUGUAAUGCUGGUUUUGUUGGGGAUCAAGUUAAAGGGUGCAAAGCUGAGCGGACAUGUGGUAAUGGCCAGCCCAAUCCUUGCCAUGCCAGUGCAGAAUGCAUUGUUCACCGUGAUGGACAGAUUGAGUGUGCAUGUGGCGUUGGAUGGGCUGGGAAUGGAUACUUAUGUGGAACUGACACUGAUAUUGAUGGCUUCCCUGAUGAAAAAUUGGAAUGUGUGGAAAGAAACUGUGCAAAGGACAACUGCCUCACUGUUCCAAACUCUGGCCAAGAGGAUGCAGACAAAGAUAACAUUGGUGAUGCAUGCGAUGAUGAUGCAGAUGGAGAUGGGAUCCUCAACAUAGAGGACAACUGUGUGCUCGUCCCUAACGUCAAUCAGAAGAACACUGAUCAGGAUGAUUAUGGAGAUGCUUGUGAUAAUUGCCGCCUGGUGAAAAACAAUGACCAGAAGGACACAGAUGCUGAUGGUCAGGGUGACGAAUGUGAUGACGACAUUGAUGGAGACGGGAUCAAAAACGAUAAUGACAACUGCAAAAAGGUGCCAAACCGUGACCAGAAGGAUCGAGAUGGUGAUAAUGUUGGUGAUGCCUGUGACAGCUGUCCCUACAUCCGCAACCCUGAUCAGACGGAUGUGGAUAAUGACUUGAUUGGUGAUCCUUGUGACACCAACAAAGACAGUGAUGGAGAUGGCCAUCAGGACUCUCGAGACAACUGUCCUGCAGUUAUCAAUAGUUCCCAGCUGGACACAGACAAGGAUGGCAUCGGAGAUGAAUGUGAUGACGAUGAUGACAAUGACGGCAUUCCUGAUCUUCUUCCACCCGGUCCAGACAACUGCCGAUUGGUUCCAAACCCAUUACAGGAAGACAUUGAUGGCGAUGGGAUUGGAAACGUUUGUGAGAAUGACUUUGACAACGACACUUUUAGUGACAUCAUUGACGUUUGUCCUGAGAAUGCAGAGGUCACUCUCACUGACUUCAGAACAUAUCAGACCGUGGUUUUAGAUCCAGAGGGCGACGCACAGAUUGAUCCAAACUGGGUGGUCCUCAAUCAGGGAAGAGAGAUUGUUCAGACCAUGAACAGUGACCCUGGACUAGCUGUGGGCUAUACCGCAUUUAAUGGAGUGGACUUCGAGGGAACGUUUCAUGUGAACACUGAGACAGAUGAUGACUAUGCAGGGUUUAUUUUCGGCUAUCAAGACAGCUCAAGCUUCUACGUGGUGAUGUGGAAGCAAGUGGAGCAGAUUUACUGGCAGGCUAAUCCUUUCAGAGCUGUAGCUGAGCCUGGUAUCCAGCUGAAGGCAGUGAAAUCAGACACAGGACCUGGAGAAAACCUGCGGAACUCACUCUGGCACACAGGUGACUCCACCAACCAGGUGAAACUGUUGUGGAAAGAUUCCAGAAAUGUUGGCUGGAAAGACAAGACCUCCUACCGGUGGUUCCUGCAGCACAGACCGCAAGAAGGCUACAUUAGGGUUCGCUUUUAUGAAGGUCAGCAGAUGGUGGCAGACACAGGAGUUAUUAUCGACGCAACCAUGAGAGGAGGAAGGCUGGGAGUUUUCUGCUUUUCUCAGGAGAACAUAAUCUGGGCCAACCUUCGCUACAGAUGCAACGAUACAAUCCCUGAGGAUUUUGAGACAUUCAGAACCCAGCAAAUCCAGCUUUUUUGAAGGGAAAUUCAUGACCAUCACAUCCCAAGAUUUUUUUUUUACAAUCUUAAUGAAUGUUUGUUUGGUGAAUUUAGUGAUGUGUGACAUAUUUUAUACUCCAUUCUUUAAAUGUAAUGAACAACUCUAGGUUUCCUCAAAAACCCCAAAUGACAGACAUAAACUGAGGACACUGCAUUAACACUGAGGUCACAAACAUCAGGAUUUAAAUAUAUAGAUAUAUGUAUUUUAAAAACACGUACAGAAAUACAGGUAACAAAAUAUAAAUGAUAUAACAAGAAGGCUCUGAUAUAUGCAGCGGAGACAUCAUGCACAUCCAUAUUUAGUAUAUUUCUUUUUUUUCUGAAAAUGGAAAAGGACCAGCAAAACACAAAGACGAAAUCAGUUCCUUCUACAAUCACUUACCACAAAUAAGAGACAAAGAUGACCACACCAGUACGGCAACUACAGAAGUGGCUGUCUAGAUUUAACCCAAAGAAAGCUCUAGACGACCACAAAUUAUAUGUCCUAAUAUACCGUUAAUUCCAAUAAAGAGCGAGCGCUGCGCUCACGUAAUGAAAGAUCACAAAGAUUUGAUGCACAUUCUGAAAUCUAACACUCUCAUGAGAGGUUUACCUUUUGAUACUUAUUAAACCUGCUUUAAGUGUCAGUCGACAAAAUAAAAAAUAUAUUUAUCGUUUUUACAGAAAUCAUAGAUGGCACUUAGUUAAUGCUAAUGCUAUGAGUUAAAGGAACACCACUUUUAUUUUUGCAAAUAGGCUGCAUUUACAACUUCUCUAGAGUUAAAGAGUUAAGUUUGACCAUUUUUUGAAUACAUUCAGCCAGUAUCCAAGCCUGGCGGGAACACUUUUAGCUUAGCUUAGCAUAGAUCAUUGAAUCAGAUUAGACCGUUAGCAUGUCGCUCAAAAUUAUUGUUUAAAAAGCUUGACUCUUCUGUUGUUACAAUAGCUAUGUUUCAAUCCAAAAAUGCUAAAUAACUUUUCAGUAAAAGUGUUUCCAUCGUAGUUUAAGCGCAUCUUUUCUUAUCGAAUAAAAAGUUUAUCCUACACAGUUAUGCGCAUGUGUUUUUUUAUACGGAUCUUUACGUUUCCAUCAACUGUUUUUUUUAUGCACAUAUCCAAAACGUAGCUAUUGUGUGCUAUUUUCUAGGUCAAUAUAGCUAGGAACUAUACUCUCAUUCUGGCAUAAUAAACAAGGAACUUUGCUGCCAUAUAAUGGCUUCAGCAGGCGCAUAUUACAAGUUCCUUGUUCUUAUUAUGACGGAACUAGAGUAUAGUUCCUAGCCAUCUCAGCCUAGAAAAGUUUUUUCAUUUUCCGUCACAGUUAAACCGCAGUCACAUUGGACUUUUUACCCAAUAUACUUCCAUUCAUACGCACGCGAAUAUGUCGGGCCGAAAAUGCAAGCUUGUGUGAAAACUUUCACAGUUCGUUGCAUUGCAAAGUUCAAACUUGGCGAAAUCGCAUCACUUGAUUGCGUGAGAGCAACCGAAGAUCAAAACAUGACCUCUCUGGACAGAAAUUUAAAACAUGGAGCAAUCUUUCACUUUUCAAAAUGUCUAACCAUCUUGUUUAAGUCCCGCCCCUUUUCGUAGCACUAUACGACAGAAUUUUGCAUGCUCAAACUCUAAGGUGAUCGCGGCAUCAGUAUUCGAUGUAACCUCAGAAGGGUCAUGCUAUACAUAAUGAAAUUAUUAAAACUCUUUUUGAAAUAUUUGAGCAUGAUGCUAACGGUCUAAUCUGAUUCAAUUGAUUAUGCUAAGCUAAGCUAAUAGUGCUCUUGCCAGACCCGCUGUUCAGCCGAAUGGAUUCAAACAUAACAAAACUUUAGGGGAGUUGUAAAAUUAGCGUUUAAAAAAAAAAAAUGUUUCUUUAAGGGGAAAGAGUGUUAUAUUGAUUAACGCUAGCAAUCCUAUGGGUCACUACUACCAUUAUGUUUUAUUUUUUGUUUUUUAUUAAGAAAUACAUCCCGUUUAGUCAACUACGUCCUUAUUAGUCUUAAUGGUACGGACAUGAUAACUAACUGCUCAGCAGUUCUAUUAAGGCUUAAAGGGGAAUUUACGCUAAAGGGGGUUUGCUUACACAAAUAACCAGAACAGUUAACAAUUCCAACAUACACAGAAGUGCUGUUAGCUAAAACCGCUUGAGUUAAACGCCCCGAACAGGCAGUUUGGCUGCAUGCUAAAUCAACAACAGAUUAUUUGACCAAUAAACACGUGCAGUCUGCUCACAUCUCCAAAUGUUUCACAUGUUAAAGCAACAAACAGACUGAGCCCUUUUUUCGGUUUGCAUUGGGAAGUCACACAAAAACACUUCCAGAAUUGUUUUCCCUCUGAAUUAUCAGUGCAGUACAGAGAACAGUACACAAAAAAACACCAUCACGAUAAACUGGGGGGAAAAACUGCAUGUACAGUUGAAAAAUAUGCAUCCUCGUAAGGUAAAACAGUCCAAGUUUCUGAAGCCAAAGAUUCUAGAGAAAUGCACAUACAUCAGUAUGAAAGCUGCCAUAUCUUUCUGACAGGAUUUGAAAUGAGAACUCACGAUGCAGUGAGAAUGAGGGGGGAAUGACCCAACCGAACAUAUUAAACAUGCUACAAUCGUGAUGAAAUAAAUCAAAAAUGCUACUGUGACCAGAAAGAAAGAGCAACAUAACAGAUCAGUGCUUUGGUCAAGCAUUCUCAAGCAGAUCAUUUGGUGUAAUGCACUAAUACGGAGCCCCAUAAAUAUAUUCCGUUUCUAAACAUGAUCACAGACAGUAAAAUGACACCACUAGCAUUAACUAAUACAUGCACUGUGUCUGGGGGUCUAUACUGUUUUAUGUGCAGUGAAUUUUUUUUUAUUGGAAUCAGCCAAGCUAAUGAAGACCUCGUACCAAAUAAAAAGCUAACGAAGA